Molecule: messenger RNA, 1202 nt
Organism: Phytomonas sp. EM1
Lineage: Eukaryota; Euglenozoa; Kinetoplastea; Trypanosomatida; Trypanosomatidae
Source: the annotation of a GenBank genome assembly
UAUUAACAUUUCUUUACAUAAAGCAUGCCCUUCGUGAAGGUUGUCAAGAACAAGGGGUACUUCAAGCGCUUCCAGGUGCAGUACCGCCGUCGCCGCGAGGGAAAGACGGACUACUAUGCACGCCGCCAGAUGGUGCUGCAGGAUAAGACCAAGUUCGGCUCGCCGAAGUACCGUCUUGUGGUGCGCAUCUCCAACAAGGACGUCAUCGCGCAGAUUGUGCAGGCGAAGAUUGUGGGUGAUAAGGUGCUGAUGUCAGCGUACUCGCACGAGCUGCCUGCCUUUGGUCUUGAGCACGGUCUGACCAACUACGCCGCCGCGUACGCGACCGGUCUUCUGCUUGCACGCCGCACCCUCGCGAAGCUUGGUCUGGACAAGAAGUUCGAGGGUGUGAAGGACGCCGACGGCAGCUACUCCGCGGUGCGGACGAAGAAGGAGGACCAGGGCGACGACGAGGCCCAGUUCCCGUUCAAGGCGAUCCUGGACAUCGGUCUGGCUCGCACGACGACUGGUGCGCGCGUUUUCGGUGUGCUGAAGGGAGCCGUGGACGGCGGCAUCGCCGUUCCGCAUCGCCCGAACCGCUUCCCUGGCUACAACAAGGAGAAGUCCUCGUUGGACGCGAAGGUGCACCGUGACCGUAUCUUUGGUAAGCACGUUGCGGAGUACCUGAAGCAGGUGAAGGAAGAGCUGAGCUCAAACCCUGACGAAAAGAUCAACCAGUUCUCGAAGUACCUUGCGGCGAAGGUGGCUCCUGAGAGCAUUGAGGGCAUGUACAAGAAGGCAUAUGCUGCCAUCCGCGCUGACCCCACGAAGACUCUUCCGAAGAAGGCGAAGAAGGAGGGUGUGCCGUUCAAGAAGUACUCUCGCUCGAAGAAGUCCAGCGGCGUGGAGAAGAAGGCCGCCGCCAAGGCCAAGGUUGCCGCCAUUCGUGAGCGCCUUUCCUCGAAGUGAUUAAUUUGUAUGAAAUGUGUCGUAGCUACAUUGUGGUAGCACUUUUUUGUAUUUCUGAGGGAAAAUUAUCCUUGAUGAGCUGGAAGCAUUUUAUAAUUAAGUUCCAAGAUUCAUGUAUGCGAAACCUUCGAAACCAUUGAGUUUGUGAGGGAAUAAUACUUGAAAAUUAGUUCUGAUCAAUAAAUAAUAUGCAUUGAGUUUUAAAUUAUUUCGUUUUUAACCGAUUUGAAUCUUAAUGUUUUCUAUUUACGUAA